This is a messenger RNA of Fukomys damarensis (Damara mole-rat), 876 nucleotides long. RefSeq names its product ubiquitin carboxyl-terminal hydrolase 10-like. The record is from RefSeq and is a predicted model, not a curated record. Gene Ontology annotation, biological process: DNA damage response, signal transduction by p53 class mediator; regulation of autophagy; protein deubiquitination. Gene Ontology annotation, molecular function: cysteine-type deubiquitinase activity; cysteine-type endopeptidase activity. Lineage: Eukaryota; Metazoa; Chordata; Mammalia; Rodentia; Bathyergidae. Gene Ontology annotation, cellular component: early endosome; cytosol; nucleus.
AUGGAAAUCAAUAUCCAUAAACCCAAGUCCCAACAAGACGAACUUGAUAAAAUAAAUAAGCAUAUAGAUGAAUUUGCUUCUGCUAUUACUAAAGCCCAAGUAGCGAUCAAGAUUGCCAUCAGAAAUCUUAAAAAGCACAAAAUGAAAAGCUCAGUUUUCAAUGGGCCCAGAAGCCCCUUGGCCAACAAUGAAGAGCCGCAAGAGCAAGGUGAAGGCAGCGAGGAGGAGGGGGAACAAGUGGUCCCCAUGAACAAGACGUCAGUCACCCGCCAGGCGGAUUUCGUUCAGACCCCAAUCGCUGGCAUUUCUGGCGGACACAUCAGGUCGGUGGUUUACCAGCAGAGUUCAAAAGAGUCUGCCACCCUGCAGCCAUUUUUCACGUUGCAGCUGGAUAUCCAGUCUGACAAGAUACGCACCGUACAGGACGCGCUGGAGAGCUUGGUGGCGAGAGAAUCUGUCCAGGGUUACGCCACCAAAACCAAGCAAGAGCUGGAGAUAAGCCGGCGGGUGACUCUGGAGAAGCUUCCUCCUGUCCUUGUGCUGCACCUCAAACACUUUGUGUACGAGGAGACUGGCGGCUGCCAGAAGCUGGACUACCCCAUGGACUUGGAGAUCAGCAAGGAGCUGCUUUCUCCAGGGGUUCAAAACAAGAAUUUUAAGUGCCAUAGGACCUACAGGCUCUUUGCAGUGGUCUGCCAUCACGGCAACAGUGCCACGGGCGGGCACUACACCACGGACGUCUUCCAGAUCGGGCUCAAUGGCUGGCUGCGCAUCGACGCCCACAUCUUCAAGGUAAUCCAGCAGUACCAGGUGGUGAGGCCUGCAGCCCGGCGCACCGCCUACCUCCUGAAUUACCGCCGCGUGGACCUGCUGUGA